Aspergillus bombycis is the source of this 666-nucleotide messenger RNA. RefSeq lists its product as uncharacterized. Bases 1 to 666 code for a protein of 221 amino acids. The record is from RefSeq and is a predicted model, not a curated record. Lineage: Eukaryota; Fungi; Ascomycota; Eurotiomycetes; Eurotiales; Aspergillaceae. The transcript has 2 exons. Gene Ontology annotation, molecular function: acyltransferase activity, transferring groups other than amino-acyl groups.
AUGACUGCUCCCGGCUACACCAUUCGUCCAGUCGAACUCUCCGACAUCCCUGCACUGGGGGACCUUCUGUACACCUCCAAGCUGGCCCUAACCAUCAACCGCCUGUUGUUCAAAAGCUGGCCGAAUGAAGCUGCCCAACGGCAAAACUACCUCAACGCUGUGGAAGGCAUCGAGGUGGAUUCUCCCGAAUCUCGGACUGUAGUUGACAACGUCUCGGGCGAAGUCAUCGGCCAUCUCGCCCUUAACCGCCGCCGACCGGUAGAGGAUUCCAAACAGCCCCGAGGGGGGAUCAAAAGGCAGGAUCUCCCUGACUUCUUUACUCCUGAAGUCGUGACAGCGGUGCUGGAAGCAGUCGCCAAGAUCAACCAAGAAUCCCUUCAGAAGAUGGCUAACAUGCUUCUGUCUCUAUCAGAGAUUACGUACAUCGUUGUCAAGUCCGAGUAUCGUCAUCGUGGCGUUGGAAAGGACUUGAUGGACUAUGUCUUCGACAAGGCCCGGUCUGCGGACGUGGCUGUUGCCGUUAGCGCCGAGCCGCAGAUCUAUGAGUUUUUCAAAAAGUGUGGCUUCCAUGAUACGAAGCAUGUGGAUUUUGAUCUUGCUCAAUGGGCCCCACCACACUCGGGCUUUGGGAAUUUCAGGUUGGCCGGGUUAAUAUGGCACCCUUGA